UUAUAGACUAAUGUUGAAAAAACCUUGCUGGAAAACCUGAAGGCACGAGGAUAUUUGAAGGUCCAGGGAAGAAAUUCUCUCUAGAUUCUGGAGCUCAAAUAUGAUGAAGCUUACAUACUCCUAUUUUGGGGGGUAUCAUAUAUGCUUAAUUUUCUUUCAAGUGAUAGCAUCGACUUCUGAGAAUUUGAUGGUAACUGCUCCCACUGAACACUUGGUGGCUAGAGUAGGAGGCCAGGCUGAGCUCAGCUGCCAAGUGACCCCACCACGCAGUGUGGAGUAUAUGGAGGUGCGCUGGUUCAGGAGUGGCCAUUCCCAACCUGUUUACCUAUACAGAGGUAGCCGUGGAGGAGAUGGAGAAGCUGCACCUGAAUAUGAGAAUCGUAUAGAGCUUGUGAAAGAGGCCAUUGGGAAGGGAAAAGUGGCCCUCAGAAUUCGUAAUAUCAGCAUUGCUGAUGAUGGAUCUUAUCGGUGUUCAUUUAAUGACAGUGUCUUCAGUUAUGUGGCCAGUGUGAACCUCAGUGUGGCAGCAUUAGGAUUGAAGAUGCGAAUCCAUGUUCAGAGUUCUGGUUAUGGUGGAUUCAUUGUGGGGUGCUUUUCAGAAGGGUGGUUCCCACGACCCCGAAUGGAGUGGAGGGACAGCAAAGGGGAAGUAGUUCCAUAUUCUUCAAUAUCACACUCACAGGAUGCAGAUAGAUUUUUCCACGUAAACAUGACUCUUUUCAGAAACCAGUCACAGGAAAGUAUCACAUGCUGUGUUAUUAACCCUCUAACUGGUGAAGAGAAGCAAGCAAAUCUCAUCCUAUCAAAUGCCCUGUUUAAUGAGAAUAACAUGAAAAAAAUAAUUUUCAUUUUCAUCUCAAUAUCAAUCGUUUUAUUUUUAUUAUACAUUUUAAUUGUUAUCUUCAUAAAAUCAGGUGUAAUGGGAACUACAGAAGUACUUCUGUUUGCACACUGUGUUGCCUUCAACCUCCUUCAGAUAGUAGUACUGAGUAUGAAAAUCUCACUUGCCCUUAUGAGUCAAUACGUCAAGCAUGACCAGGAAAUCAAGGUAUAA
Molecule: messenger RNA, 1054 nt
Organism: Phodopus roborovskii (desert hamster)
Lineage: Eukaryota; Metazoa; Chordata; Mammalia; Rodentia; Cricetidae
Product: selection and upkeep of intraepithelial T-cells protein 8-like
Exons: 6
Coding region: 101-1054 (317 amino acids)
Biological process (GO): T cell receptor signaling pathway; regulation of cytokine production
Cellular component (GO): external side of plasma membrane
Molecular function (GO): signaling receptor binding
Source: RefSeq, a predicted model, not a curated record